Leguminivora glycinivorella is the source of this 1635-nucleotide messenger RNA. RefSeq lists its product as uncharacterized. The transcript is spliced from 2 exons. The record is from RefSeq and is a predicted model, not a curated record. NCBI's taxonomy places the organism in Eukaryota, Metazoa, Arthropoda, Insecta, Lepidoptera, Tortricidae. Bases 309 to 1472 code for a protein of 387 amino acids.
UCAAGUUGUUGUUGCCCUGCUUUUAUUUUUUAAUACUUGAAUGGCGGAGACUAUCAAAAAAUUGAUUUAUUGCUCGUCGUAUUGCUCUUGUUUUACUAAUAAUCAUUUGUAAUGUGAACUUAAUAAGACUAUCAAAGCGCUAUAUUUACUUUAUUACAUAAAAUGUGUCGUAAUCGCGUUGUAAACUUGAAUAAAAAAUCUAAUUAAAACUACUUGUCAGACAAUCAUAUGUUAGUAAUUAGUGAUGUCAGUGUUUGUUUACUAAUGACAGUUUCUGUGAAAAUCUUGUUAUUUUUCAAGAUUUCGUUAUGAAUAUUCCGGAAUCGACUGGAGAGUCAUCGUGUAAACGACAAGAAAAUGGCGACGCAUCAGCAGGUUCUGAUCGCCCACUUAAAAAGGCUCGUUUCGCGUGGCAAGUUAAAGGAAAAUAUCACUUGAAAAAUGGUGCUUCCGACCCUGGAAAACCCUCAAAUGUUAUUUCGAACGAGUUAGACAGGGCUAGCUCGUCUUCGGAUAACGAAAACGAAUGUAUUGACGCAGUUGGCAACACGGAACAAAAUUUGGAAAGAUUAGGCGAUUACUUACUGAAGCAGGAUUUUAAUACUCUUGACUCAGUUAUCACUGACUCUGAGAACUCUCUAUUGAAGCCCAGCACAAGUUUAUCAUCCGAGAAACUGCCUUAUCCUAGAUACGUGAGCUCAUUUGACAACAGUAGCUCUAACAAUAGUAUGUCCUCUAGUGCAAACAGUCAUGAGAACAGAUCUAUUCCCAUGUCCAUGGUCGUGUCUGCAUCCUACAGUGAGGACCAGUGUAUAGCGCGGUGGCAGGCCAGACAGAUGGCCAAAGGAUUUGUGGACAACACAAUAAACCGCGUGUUGGAUUCAUGGAUGGUAGCCCCCCUGCCCACGGACAUGGACAACAAUCGGUUCCUGGCCCUGGAUGUUGCAGAGUUCAUCAACAACAUGCCUAGUGACAACAGCAUUGAAAACGAAGGCAUCCUCAUGGCCAUAUCAGCACACGGCUUACAGAAUACUUCUAGCUCGAGUAGCAACGAGGACAGUCAGAAUGACGAGCAAGCCUGCAGUUACAUGAGUGUCAAAGAUGACGCAUUCCCUUCACCUCCCAGCAGUCCUAUACGCUCAGACGAUGGAAUUAGAAGUGAACCCAUAAAACUAAAACAGAGUGAUGAUGGUGCCUCAAAUGAACUAGAUCUGUCUUGGUACAGUGAUGACAAAAGAAAUGUAAAUAGUGAAACACAAUUUUCAUUCUUCCCUGAGUCUUCCACUUCAUCAUAUCAAUACUUCACUGAGUCGGAGCAGCUUCAGCCAUCCAGUAUCGACUAUGACGGGAGUGAAAAUAUGAACUCUAGUGGUGCUGAUAUCAUGACAAGUCACUAUGACUUCCUAGAUGCUGCAGUUUCUUUUGCGAUACAAAACAAAGGACUGACUUCUUUUGGAUCUGAUUAUGGUUAAACAAAACUUGUUUGAUUCAAAAUGUCACAUGCAAGCAUCAUAAAUGACAAAAAUAUUGUAUAUAAAUAAUCACUUUAAAUUGAAGAAAUCGUCUCCAACUUAGAAGAGUAAAAUGACAGUAGCGAUAUUUAUGAGAUUACCACAUUAUUGUAAAGACGUAAUU